UAGACGCCAUUAAAAGCAGAGUAGUAGUACGUCAGAGCAAAGCCAACAAUAUUUAAAGCAACAACGUGAAGCACUUCAAACAAGAUUGAGGUGUAUUCAACGAAACCCUAUUUCUUGUCGGCGUUUUGCGACGGCGGUUUUGGCGGCGGCUGAGUGUUUCAGUGUUUACAAGUUAACCAAAUUAGCCGACAUCGGAAUCUGCUGCAAGAAAUCUCAAACGACCCUUUCUUUAAUUCCAUUCUCUACACACACACACACAAAAAACAUAAAAUCCCAUUUCCUCUUGUCAAAGAUUCCGAUGAACAGAAACAGCAGCGGCGGCGUUUGGCAGAGCAAUAACGGUUACUAUGGCUAUGGCUACGGAGGAGGAGGAUACGUGGAAAAGAGACAGCUGUUCCUUAAGAGCUACCAAUUCUCGAGGAAACAGAGCUUAACGGAGAAGAUUAAGAGAUCUGUUAGGAGAGUGGUGAAGAAAGUUGUUUGGCUGAGGUUGAAAUCCGCUCGGAGACUAAAACGCGUCGUUUGCUCGCGUCUCAAAACGGCGUUCUUCUACCGCCGCAGACGCUUUUUUCGUCUACUUCACCCAAAUAAACCCUCCUCCUACUGCUUCUACUAAUUAAAGCUCUCUUUCUCUUCUCUCUCUGUUCCUACUUCGUCUGUGUGUGCAUUGUUCGAAGCUUGCUUAAAUUCAAGCUUCAAUCUUCUUUGAUUAUGUUGUUAUUACUAAAUGAUCGUGUUAUGGAUACUGAAUAGGAUUAUAUUUACUUGAUUGUAAUCGAAAUUGUCGAU
Eutrema salsugineum is the source of this 789-nucleotide messenger RNA. RefSeq lists its product as uncharacterized. NCBI's taxonomy places the organism in Eukaryota, Viridiplantae, Streptophyta, Magnoliopsida, Brassicales, Brassicaceae. The coding region runs from base 299 to 616 and encodes 105 amino acids. The transcript has a single exon. The record is from RefSeq and is a predicted model, not a curated record.